UAGAUGUCACAUCCCCCUGCCUGUAAAUAGGCAUCCAAUCCUCCCCUCAGCACAAAUCCACCGAGUUCAGAAAACCACCGAGCACUGCUAGAGUUUCCUAUAGCUAUAUGGAUUCCAAGCCAUUCUUCCAGCUCCUGCUUCCUUACACUGCUCUUCUCUCCCUUUGGCAGCUCCUGCUACUACCUUUGUUUCUCCUACCACUCCUCCACUCAUCAUCCGUACCAGUUGCUGCUGGGGCCUCCACACCACUUGAAUCCCAAACCAGAGCUCUCCUCCACUGGAAAUCCACUCUUCAAAGGCCACAAGCCCUCGGUUCAUGGACUCUCUCCAACAACACAUGCAUCUGGUUCGGAAUCACCUGUGGUCAGAAUGCAAGCCAAGCCAUCACCGAGAUCAGCCUGCCCCGUGCCGGCUUGUCAGGUACGCUUGACGCCCUCAACUUCUCCUCCUUUGCAUCUCUCACCAGCCUCCACCUCCGACGCAACCACCUCUUCGGCGCCAUACCGCCCGGCAUCGGCGCCCUUUCCGCUCUCACUUCUCUCGAUAUCUCUCACAAUCUUCUCUCCGGCAACCUGCCACCUUCUCUCGCCGAUCUCUCUCAUAUCUCCCAAGCCGAUCUAUCUCACAAUGAAUUCACAGGUGAUAUAACCGCAUGCUUCUCUGCCAAUUGGACAAAAAUCGUCUCCCUUCGACUCCAGUUCAAUCAUUUCACUGGAAGGAUACCUUCUGAGAUACUCUCCCUUGCAAAUCUCAAGAUCCUUCAUCUCUACCAAAACCAGCUAUCCGGUUCCAUACCUUCAGAAACCGGUAGUGUCAGGAGUCUAGUUAGUCUAGACUUGGCCAACAACAAUCUCACUGGUUCCAUCCCUUCAACCCUUGGUAACUUGACUGAUCUGAAAACUCUUUACCUUUACGGGAACAAACUCUCCGGUCAGAUUCCGGGUGAACUAGGAAUGCUUUCCAGACUAGAGGAAUUGAGAGUUAAUGACAAUUAUCUGAUAGGUUCCAUCCCUCCUAGUUUUGGAAACCUCACCAAGCUUACCAACUUGCACCUCCAUACUAACGAGAUCUCAGGCACCAUUCCAUGUGAACUAGGAAAUCUGGUGAACUUGUUUGUUGGAAUGAUCUAUCAUAAUAUUCUGACAGGUUCCAUCCCCCCAAGUUUAGGAAACCUGACCAAGCUGAGGAUCCUAGACCUCCAUACGAAUAGGAUUUCUGGCACCAUCCCUCAGCCUUUUGGCAGUUUGAGAAGCCUCACUCAUCUGCGCGUAUUCAACAAUCAAUUAUCUGGCUCUUUGCCUCAUGAGCUGGGAAAUCAAACAAAGUUGGCUUCCUUAGAUAUAGGUGACAACGAGUUCUCAGGAAGCUUACCACCAGAUGUUUGCAAAGCAGGCGUGCUUCAACGUCUUGUUAUAGCAAACAACCAUUUUGAGGGCCCCCUUCCAAGGUCUCUGAAAAAUUGCACCACCUUGUUCAGAGUUCGCCUCGAAGGAAAUCGACUCCAAGGUAAUAUCUCCCAGGAUUUUGGGAUAUAUCCAAGUCUAGUCUACAUGGAUAUGAGCUACAAUCAACUGUAUGGAGAGCUUUCACAAAACUGGGCAUACUGUCAGAAUUUGACACUUUUGCAGGUUUCCGGGAAUCAGAUUACUGGAAAAAUACCCACUGAGUUUGGCAAAAUGCUGCAAUUGGGUGUCCUGGAGGUUUCUUCAAACCAGCUAGUUGGAGAAAUACCAGGGGAACUGAGUGGCAUGAGCUCAUUAUUCAAAUUGAAUUUGAGUGGUAACUGGCUAUCUGGAAUGUUGCCCUCAGAAAUUGGAGAAUUGUCCAAUCUGGAAGUUCUUGAUUUGUCUGAUAACAUUCUAAGCGGGUCGAUACCGCAGCAACUAGAGAAUUUAUCCAAGUUGCGUCUGCUGGAUUUGAGCAUAAAUGGAUUCAAUGGGAGCAUUCCACCACAAAUUGGUGAGAUAGAAAGCUUGCAGGAGCUACUUGAUUUGAGUCAUAAUUGCCUUGCAGGAGAGAUACCAUCACAACUGGCAAGUUUGACUUAUUUAGUAUCUUUGAACUUGUCACACAAUAAUUUAUCUGGUGCCAUACCUUCAUCUCUGGCAAGCAUGAUAAGUUUGACUUCUAUAGAUGUAUCAUACAAUAAUCUAAAUGGCCCUCUUCCUCCAAGUAAUUUAUUUCAAAAUGCUCCAGCGAAGUGGUUUGCCAAUAACAAAGGCUUAUGUGGCGAUGUGCCAAGUCUGCCUCCUUGUGGCCUGGUCAUGGAGAGUAAUCAUGAUUCAAGGAAACACCACAUGACACCAUACGCUACUAUUCCUCUCUUGGGCACCUUUAUUCUUUUGGUUAUAUCCAUCAUUGUCAUUGUGAUGCUUCGCAAGAAAGAACCAACAAAAGAAGAGGAUGAUGGAGUUAUUAUUGGAGAUCUGUUUUCGGUAUUGAAUUUUGAUGGGAGACUUGCUUACCAUUACAUUAUUUCUGCGACUGAAAAUUUUGAUGAGAAAUAUUGCAUUGGAAAAGGAGGAUGUGGCAAAGUAUACAGAGUAGAACUUCCAACUAAGCAGGUGGUGGCGGUGAAAAAAUUUCACACAGUGGAAGAAGGGAUUUUUAAUGAGAGAAGCUUUAGGAAUGAAAUCCAAGUAUUAAUGGAAAUUCGACAUUGUAACAUCGUAAAACUUUAUGGGUUCUGCUCGAGCACUCGUUGCAAUUUUCUUGUAUGUGAGUAUAUUGCGAGAGGAAGUUUAGCUACCAUCCUACACAAUCAAGAAACGGCUAUGGAAUUGGGAUGGGAUAAGAGAACUGACAUCAUCAAAGAUGUGGCCCAUGCUUUAUCAUAUAUGCACCAUGAUUGUAAUCCAUCCAUAGUACAUCAAGACAUUUCGACUAACAAUAUAUUGUUAGAUUCUGAUUUUAAGGCCUAUCUCUCAGACUUUGGCACCGCAAGAAUUCUUAAACCCAAUUCAUCAAAUUGGAGCACAGUUGCAGGAACAUAUGGAUAUGUCGCGCCGGAACUUUCAUACAUGACAAGGGUGACUGAGAAAUGUGAUGUGUAUAGUUUUGGUGUAAUAAUACUAGAAGUAUUGAUGGGGACGCAUCCAGGUGAGCUAAUCUCCUCUUUAUCAACAUUAGACAGCCAAGGAACAAUGCUAAGAGAUGUUCUCGAUAAACGCAUCUCACCUCCUCAGUCUUGUACGGCAAACGAAGUGGUAUUACUAGCAAUAGUAGCAUUUUCAUGCAUACAAAAUAUGCCACAAACACGACCAACCAUGAAGAAAAUAUGCCACUUAUUUGCAGCUAGCAUCUCUCCAGCCUUCUGCAUUCCUUUCAACUCAAUCAGAUUAAGCCAACUAGUGCAUUCUCGAUGUAUUUAACUACUAGUUCUUUUGUGGUGCAUAUUUUAAAUCAUACUUCUUUUAUUACUCUAGAGUACUACAAUUUGGCGUGAGAGCAACCAUAUCACCAUCAUGAUGGUGUGUUACCAUGAUACAAACAUCUGAAUCUGAUAUUAUGGCGCCAUAAAACAAUUAAAUUAAAAAAUCUAUGCUGUUUUUUAUCUCCCUUUUUCAUGUGAAUUAUCUACUACUGAUAGAUAGUCCAUGGUGCCAUCUUAUUCAAUGCAUGCAACUAAUUCAUGUGAAUGCAAUAGCUGAUUAAGUAUUUGAUAGUAAUGGUUUUUUAACUCACCUCCCCCUCCUACUUCCCCCUCACCCCCAACAUUAGAUGGUUGCUAACUUGCUAUACCAUCAUAUGCGAUUAAAUGAUUGAUUUAAGGGGUCCUAGUGUCUGAGCGACAGCUAUAAUACAAUCGCAUAUAAUGUACAAAAUGGAUAUAAGUGGAAGGAAUGUUUGAUGGAUAGAUUUGCUGCAACUCUUAGGGCCUGUUUGGAGAGGAUAGGAAUGGCCUAAAUGUUAUAGGAUCAAUGAGUCCUAUGGGUAAACAUCUUGUUUCCUUUUCUAGCUACUAUUAGGGUAAU
Molecule: messenger RNA, 3974 nt
Organism: Elaeis guineensis (African oil palm)
Lineage: Eukaryota; Viridiplantae; Streptophyta; Magnoliopsida; Arecales; Arecaceae
Biological process (GO): protein phosphorylation
Molecular function (GO): ATP binding; protein kinase activity; receptor serine/threonine kinase binding
Source: RefSeq, a predicted model, not a curated record